AUGGAAAAUCAUAAUGGUGAAAUUGAGCUGAAGAAGGAUGAAGAACCAUCACCAAUAUUUUUGAACAACACCAAAACCAAAGAGAAUAUUUCGUCGUUGAUCGGUCAAGUGAACAAUCGAACUCAAUGUUUCGAAUGCGGAAAACAUUUUCGCAAAGGCAAGUCUUUGCAAAUACAUAUGACACUGAAUCACGGUUUUCCGCCACCCGGUAGUUCAGCUUCUUCGGAUGAUCAAGCGGAAAAAAGCUCCGAUUGUGGAGCAUCAACAGGUCGUGCAAGUUGUACAACCAGUGAAACUGUACAGACACCAGCGCAACAGGAACUGAAACAGAUCAAAUCAAUGAUUGGUGAACUCCGAUUGGCACAGAGUACAGCACGGGUUGAGCAGUUGUUGGCUGGUUUGGAUACGCGAGUUGGACGUUUGGAAAAACAGCUGGAGAUGGCGCUGAACAGUAUAUAUACGUUAGUACAGCUACAAACUGGCAUCAAUUCAUCAGUUACUAGAUUUCGGGAAGAAGCAUGUGAACAACUGAAAACCGUUAAAGCAAUACUUAGUGAAUCGGCUGUCUAG
Messenger RNA from Enterobius vermicularis (human pinworm), 570 nucleotides. NCBI's taxonomy places the organism in Eukaryota, Metazoa, Nematoda, Chromadorea, Rhabditida, Oxyuridae. The record is from the annotation of a GenBank genome assembly.